Molecule: messenger RNA, 834 nt
Organism: Lolium rigidum
Lineage: Eukaryota; Viridiplantae; Streptophyta; Magnoliopsida; Poales; Poaceae
Product: protein YIP4b-like
Exons: 3
Coding region: 1-834 (277 amino acids)
Biological process (GO): endoplasmic reticulum to Golgi vesicle-mediated transport
Cellular component (GO): membrane; trans-Golgi network
Source: RefSeq, a predicted model, not a curated record
AUGUCGCACUUCCAUCCUACUCAGGGCGACACCAUCCCGCUCCACCCCUCUUCCGCCAAGUCCGACAUGGACGAGAUCGAGAGCCUCAUCAACGCCGCCCCCUCCGCCGCCGCCGUGCUCCCCGCUCGCCCCUCAUCCCCUCCACGCGCGUCCAUCCCCAUCUCCAACUCCCCUGCCGUCCCCCCUCCGGCCAGCUCCAGGCCCCAGCCGGUCCCGCCUUUCUCUCCCUCCGCGCCGCUCCCCUCCGCUUCCGUCACCGUUCCCAUUCCCAUCGCCGCCGACGGGUUCGGCGCCCCGACCAACACGCUCACCGAGCCCGUCUGGGACACCGUCAAGCGCGACCUCUCCCGCAUCGUCAGCAACCUCAAGCUCGUCGUCUUCCCCAACCCCUUCCGCGAGGACCCCGGCAAGGCGCUCCGCGACUGGGACCUCUGGGGCCCCUUCUUCUUCAUCGUCCUCCUCGGUCUCACACUCUCCUGGUCGGCCUCCGUCAGGAAGUCUGAAGUAUUUGCUGUUGCUUUUGCCGUACUGGCUGCCGGUGCUAUAAUUCUCACGCUGAAUGUGCUGCUUCUGGGUGGCCAGAUCAUCUUCUUCCAAAGUCUCAGUCUUCUUGGAUACUGCUUGUUCCCUUUGGAUGUUGGAGCUCUGAUUUGCCUGCUGAAUGACAACGACAUACUGAAGAUCGUUGUUGUGGCAGUAACAUUAGCGUGGAGCUCCUGGGCAGCAUAUCCGUUUAUGAGCGCUGCCGUCAAUCCGAGGAGAAAAGCCUUGGCGCUUUAUCCUGUCUUCCUCCUGUAUGUUUCUGUCGGCUUCCUCAUAAUCGCAAUAAACUAA